AUGAAUGCCCUAAUCGUGUUAUUGGUGUCCUUGGCGGCGGCGGCUCACGCCGUGCCAGCUUACGUUCCCCAUGGAAAAGAGGUGACUUACAAGUACUCGGUCGAUGUGAAAUCCGGACUGAUGAUGCCGGCUGAAUACGCGUCCGUGUUCGGCAUCGACUGUCGUCUUCGCGUAAAACACUACGCCGGUGAUCCGGAUUGGCCGAAUUCCUACUAUGUUGAAUUGACGAACGUAAUGCACAGGCUGUACAAUGGACCAGCUAGACACGACGAGCAUCUCAAUGUUACGUCGCUUCAUGUUCCCGAGAUCGCCAAGUCGAUCGAAAGUCCCUUUGUGAUCGUUUGCAACGAACACGGCCAGUUGGUAGGUUUGAAAUUCGUGGGACCGGAACGCGAGUGGUCGAAGAACAUAAAGAGGGCGAUCGCCUCUAUGCUUCAGCUGGAUAUGGUUCACAUCUUCGCCCAGAGCCCGGUGAAAUCGCAUAGUUUCAUAAACCGCGAGGAAACCAUCCAUGGCUGGUGCGACGUGUCCUACAACGUUCAUCCCAAGAUCCAAGAUUCUUCGGUGGACACUAACGAGUUGGUGGUCACGAAAAUACACGAACCGUUGAACUGCACCAAAUUUUCAUACCUCACGUUCAAUAAUAUCGAGCACAACAACUCGUGCCAAAUCCCGGAAGAGAACGGCAUGACCACCGCCAGCAGACGAGUGUUCGAGAUCGAACACCACGGACAGGAGAUAUUAAUAAAGAAGUUUAUCGGUCACUCUGUCAUCAACUAUUUCCCUUGGCUCGCCAAAGCCGAGGCUCACUACCUUCUCACCAACCAAACGUUGAUCUUCGACGACAUCAAAGAUCUGAUUACGCACGACGUGCAAGCGAUGAACGAUCAAAUCGAUCGUCGCAUCACUUUCACCGAACCGACCACGAACUACGACGUCACCGGUGACUUGGAUGAUACCCAAGGUCGACACCAAAUCAAGGCCAAAGACGAUAUCGACAAAGUGAAGAAGAUGUUGGACGAAGCCGCCAGCUACCUCAAAGAGAACCACACGGAGCAGAGACAGCCAGAAUGGAAGCACGGUCAAACGAUUAACAGGCUACUGUACACUAUGGGUCGCAUGAGUCUUGAAUCGUUGGUUAAAGUGUUCAACGACGUCGAGGGCGCCGCAGAUAAAAAGGCGGUAACGAUGAAAAAUGUUUUCCUCGGAAUGGUGUCGAACGUAGGAACCACGGCCGCGUGUCAUUUCACGCGAAACGCGAUCCAACGAAAGACCGUUUCCGAUUUGACCGCCGUCGCGAUGCUCAGCAAGCUUCCGAUGAACGUGAAACAUCCGUCGGAACAGCUGCUUAGAGACAUGGAGGUGUUACUGGGCCUGGACGAGUCCGUUUCCGUCGACGUGAGGAAGGCUAGCAUACUUUGUUUUUCUACCCUGGUCCAUAAAACUCACAAGAACGGCACCUACACCCCUCUCCUGGACUUUUAUUUGAACCGCUUCAACUACGGUUUCGAAAACAGCCCAACGCAGGAGAUGAAGAUGACGUACCUGAUGGCCAUCAGAAACACCGGUGUGCCGAAGAUUCUAGAUUUUCUGGAGCCAGUCAUCCGUGGCGAUGUUGUCGUAUCCGAGAAUCCACAUAUGUACCGAGUAUAUGCUAUUUGGGCCAUCAAAGACGUGGCCGUUGAGUUCCCGACUCGCGCGCACGACUUGCUCUGGCCAGUUCUCAGCAACGUCACUCUUCCAGUGCCGGUCAGGAUCGUCGCUUACGAAGUAUUGAUGCAUCAGUUGCCUUAUACGAAUCGUCUCAUGGACGUGUACUGGUUCAUGGUAUACGAGAAAAACGAAGACCUGUACAACUACCACGUAGAAACGAUCAAGGGCCUGGCGUCUUCCUCCAAUCCGUGCUUUAGACCAGUCCAGGAACUGGCUAGGAAAAUAUUGAAGUUCACGAGAAUGAGAAACGUUCCUGGUCCGCUUUCGACCAAGUUCCACGUCGACUCAUUCGACGAGACACACGGACACAGCGAAGCCGUAAAGGUCUCGUUGAUCGUUGAUCGCAAGUCCGGUCUGCCAUACAUUGGCACGGCCAAUCUCUUAUCGUCCGUCGCUCGCAAACCUGUCAGUCGAUUGGGUGUUCAUUGGUACAUCGAAGGUUUGCCCGGAGUGAUGAAGGAAACCAUGAACAAGAUUUUCGGUAGCGCCGUGAAAGGUGUCAUCAAACAGAACGUGAGGGGCUUGAUAACCGAAACAGCGAAGAAUAUCAAGGCAAUCGGGCCUUUCAAGAUACAAUUGGUUCUUACGACCUUGAACGAUAACGUUGUCACGGUGCUCCACUACGACCAAGACACUUGGUGGGAGAUUUUCGACAAACUGAAUUGGUGGAAGCAGUGCAUCACCGAGCACAGUAAACAAAUUAACGCGCAGAACGUUUAUUACGACGACAACUACGAGAUGCACGUGCCUACCGACUUUGGGGUACCGGCUGUCUUGGCUACGAAAUCACCUGUCCUCGACUCUUUGAAACUGAGCAUGGUCUGCUCGAAAGAAAUGGAUCUGACCAAGAUGCAACUGAAGAUGAAGUAUCAGGAAUGGACGCACGGGGAGUACUUCAUGUCGAUCUACAAUCCCAUCGCCGAUACUUGGCACGGUAUACGCAGAACAGGAACACGGGACAUUGUCAUACCGCACGAUCUGACAAUUGUUUAUAACAAUGUUUCGAAUAGUAUUAAGAUUACCACGCCAAGACUGCCGAUGAACGAAUAUUCGACCAUUGGGUUAUUGACUCAAGCCAAAAACUACGUCACCGUGAGGGACGAAACGGACACUUUGACGAAAAGCUGUCCCGAUUGCUCUCACGUUCAGAACGUCACCGGUGUCGUCAGCAACAGGACACACGAGCACGACGUACACUUGAAGGAUAACGGGCUUCGAUAUUACUUAGGAAUAUACAAUUGCGAGGGCCACGUUACUCCCUUGCCUAUCGCCGACUGGUACAACGCGAUCGCUUUCGAUCGUAGCGAACCCAUGAAUUUCCAGAAAUACGUACGUCUUCUUAUAAGACUGCGUCAGAAGGUGAAGAACGACAUGAUCUCGUCGCAACAUGCGAGUUGUUCGAAUCUGAUCAAAGUGGAACCAAGCGUCGUCUAUCCUGCUUCGCAGGUCGAUUGCACCGCGAAAGUUAAUAUCAGAGAUACCCCCGGAGAUAAAUUGAACGCCCUCGAAGCUAUGAAGGUCGACAUCCGUGCGACCAUGGACACCAAAGGGGACAGAAACGUAUCCAUAGUGCAGUGGGACGCGAAUGUUGUCGUGCACAUGUCACCAGGACACGAACACAAUCGCAUGCAUACUGAGUUCACCCGCACCAUUCCGGGAGAGAAGAAUUUGAAGAUAUGCAUUGACGGACAGAAGGACUACCCACACAUCGACGCCGAUCCGUUACGCGUUACCGAUACGGACAAGGAGACCCACACGAAAGUAACGAUCGUCGCGGGAGAAACGACGGAGAACAAAUGUGUGCACGAUAAAAUGGAUGUCACGGUGAACGUGAAAGGUGAGAUGUCGCAGGAGCAAAAGGAUCACACGCAGCACGAGCACAUUGCCCAGGUUUGUCGCGAUCAGAUGAACGAUCCAGACUUUCAUACCGAGGAGAUGCACGUUCCAAAGACUUGGGAAUGUAUCCGGGAAGCUGUGCUUCACUCAACUCUGAGGAAAUACACCGCGAACAUGGAAUUGAAGAAGGUCCCUUCGUUCGUGACAAGAGACACAAACGUGAUGCAAAGUUUAAUGCGAGCUUUUUACAUCGAUCAUAUGGAUUAUACUGGAGAACUCACGUCGCCUGGAAACGUAAAAGUGCACUUGGACUAUUCAACCGAGACACCCACGGUUGACCUGGUCACUCUACGCUCGACGCAUAGCUACCAUAUACUUCAACUGCCGUUCGGUGACACGGUUUGGAAUAAGUUAAUGGACAACGUUAAUCUUCCUAUGCCCAUGUUGACGCAAUACGUUGACGAUACAAGCAAGCAAUGCACAGUCUACUCUCGAGUUCGAGUAGCUUUCAACAAUUCCAUUAUUCGAGAUAAGGUUCCCAACGCUUGGACAGUUUUGUCUGGUCACGAAAGCGACACCGAAAACAUAUUUAAAGUUUCUGUGAAAGGACUGCCAAACGACAGAUUGGCCAUGUUGUGUAAAAUUCGAAAACAUAAAAUAGAAAUCGAACCCGCUGAUUCGAAGGUGAUAGUCAAGGUCGACGACGUACAAAUAAAUAAUUACGCAAAUGGUAUUUUAGUACCUAAGGGUGAUAUGGAGACCUACUUUAUGAAGUUGACCUCGAAUUAUGGUCAUUUGAUUAUACAAUCAAAAUGGGCACCAUUGAGCAUCUUUUACACGCCAAACAGUGUGACCGUAUUAGUAACUACUGAACUUCGGGGUUCUAUAUACGGUUUAUGUGGAUCCAUGAACAAUCCCGAAAUUCCAAAAGUUCAUACUCCUUUGGGCCAUUGA
Messenger RNA from Colletes gigas, 4503 nucleotides. It is a transcript of the gene Vhdl, whose product is annotated as vitellogenin-2-like. Gene Ontology annotation, biological process: lipid transport. NCBI's taxonomy places the organism in Eukaryota, Metazoa, Arthropoda, Insecta, Hymenoptera, Colletidae. The transcript is spliced from 16 exons. The record is from RefSeq and is a predicted model, not a curated record. Gene Ontology annotation, molecular function: lipid carrier activity. Bases 1 to 4503 code for a protein of 1500 amino acids.